This is a messenger RNA of Candoia aspera, 5666 nucleotides long. RefSeq names its product kinesin family member 21B (gene KIF21B). NCBI's taxonomy places the organism in Eukaryota, Metazoa, Chordata, Lepidosauria, Squamata, Candoiidae. Gene Ontology annotation, biological process: microtubule-based movement; mitotic spindle organization; spindle elongation. Bases 325 to 5244 code for a protein of 1639 amino acids. The transcript has 35 exons. The record is from RefSeq and is a predicted model, not a curated record. Gene Ontology annotation, cellular component: microtubule associated complex. Gene Ontology annotation, molecular function: ATP binding; microtubule motor activity; microtubule binding.
AGGCUUCAGGCUUGCUUACAGCUAAUUUUCCCUCCGCAGUCCCGCUGCUGCCGCGGCGGGCAGGAUGGGAAGGGGAGACGCUGCUGCCUAAGCUUUCGCCUGCUCGCGGCUGCCUUCUCCUCCUCUCCCCGGAGAGGAAGAGCGCGCGCGACCGAGAGGGGCUCAGCAUGCCCUCCUUCGACUCGGGCAGUCUCCGAGCCUCCUGCUCCUAGCCGAGCCGCAACCCCGCCUUGGCCCUGGCCCCACCGAGCUCCAUGGUGCUUGAGGGGCAGCGCUCUCCUGCGGUGCGGGGCGGCGGCGGCGAGGGAAGAGAAGAAGAAGGGAAUGGCCGCCCAGGGUGACAGUUGCAGCGUCAAGGUGGCCGUGAGGAUCCGUCCUCAAAUGCCAAAGGAAAAGAUUGAAGGAUGUCACAUAUGCACAUCAGUGACACCUGGAGAACCCCAGGUACUCCUGGGAAAGGACAAAGCAUUUACCUAUGACUUUGUCUUUGACCUGGACACUUGGCAGGAUCAGAUCUAUACAACCUGUGUAAGCAAGCUGAUUGAGGGCUGCUUUGAGGGCUACAACGCCACUGUGUUGGCAUAUGGCCAGACAGGUGCAGGUAAGACUUAUACCAUGGGCACUGGUUUUGACAUGAACACUUCUGAAGAGGAGCAUGGCAUAAUUCCACGAGCCAUUGCCCAUCUCUUCAAUGGCAUACAAGUGCGUAAGCAGGCUGCACAAGACCAGGGGGUCCCCAUCCCAGAGUUCAAAAUCAGUGCACAGUUUUUGGAGCUAUACAAUGAGGAGAUCCUGGAUCUUUUUGAUAGCACAAGAGACCCUGAGUACCGCCACCGAAAAUCAAACAUCAAAAUCCAUGAAGAUGCCAACGGUGGUAUCUAUACCACAGGUGUCACAUCACGUCUCAUAAGCUCACAAGAUGAGCUGAUCCAGUGCCUGAAACAGGGAGCUCUAUCCCGAACCACAGCCAGCACCCAGAUGAACGUCCAAAGCUCCCGCUCCCACGCUAUCUUCACAAUCUACCUUUGCCAAAUGCGGGUCUGCUCUCCUGUACACUUGGUGAAUGGAGACACAAACAGUCUCCUGGAGGGAUCCCAGCCUACCAGGGAAUAUGAGACACGAACAGCCAAAUUCCACUUUGUUGAUCUGGCUGGCUCAGAGAGGUUGAAACGAACUGGUGCCACAGGCGAGAGAGCUAAGGAAGGGAUCUCUAUCAAUUGUGGCUUGCUAGCAUUAGGAAAUGUCAUCAGCGCCCUUGGGGAUCAGAGCAAGAAAGCCUUGCACGUGCCCUACCGAGAUUCAAAGUUGACUCGGCUUCUCCAAGAUUCACUUGGCGGAAAUAGCCAAACUGUAAUGAUUGCCUGUGUGAGUCCUUCAGAUCGGGAUUUUAUGGAGACCCUGAACACCCUUAAGUAUGCCAACCGUGCUCGCAACAUCAAGAACAAAGUGGUGGUGAAUCAGGACAAGACCAGCCAGCAGAUCAGUGCCCUGAGAGCUGAAAUUGCUCGUCUCCAGAUGGAACUUAUGGAAUAUAAGGCAGGUAAGCGUGUUAUUGGAGAAGAUGGUUCUGAAGGCUACAGUGACCUAUACCAGGAGAAUGCCAUGCUGCAGAAGGAGAACACCACUUUACGUAUGCGGGUGAAAGCCAUGCAGGAGGCUAUUGAUGCAAUCAACAUCCGUGUCACCCAUUUGAUGAGCCAGGAAGCCAACCUGAUUCUUGCCAAGGCAGGUGAUGGUAAUGAGGCUAUUGGUGCUCUGAUCCAGAACUACAUCAGGGAAAUUGAAGAUCUCAGGACAAAACUUUUGGAGAGUGAAGCUAUGAAUGAAUCACUGCGUCGCAAUCUGAAUCGGGUUUCAUCCAGACUGCCCUAUUCCCUGGGUUUAUCACCAGGGACUGGAUUGGGAGCUUCAAAUUCCCCUGCCUCAGAGGAAGCUGAAGCCUCUGAAGUCCUACAGUGGGCCAAGCAAGAUCUUGAGAGGCUGAAGAAGGAGACAAAGCUGCGAAAAAAAAGCCCAGAGAAAGAAGGGUUUAAGAAGCGGUUGAGGCUGCAGCAGGGAAACGAGGCAGAUGAGAAUGAUGAGAACGAGGCAGAAGAGGAGGAAAGGGAUGAAAGUGGCUGUGAGGAAGAAGGCGGCCAGGAGGAAGAAGAUGAAGAAGAUUCAGGAAGUGAAGAAAGUUUGGUGGAUUCUGACUCAGAUGUUGAAGAAAAAGCAGCAAAUUUCCAAGCUGAUCUGGCUGACCUGACCUGUGAAAUUGAGAUCAAACAGAAACUAAUAGAUGAGUUGGAGAACAGCCAGCGGCGCCUGCAGACGUUGAAGCACCAGUAUGAGGAAAAGCUGAUUCUGCUGCAGAACAAGAUCCGUGACACUCAGCUGGAGAGAGACAGGGUGCUGCAGAAUCUCUGUUCAAUGGAAUGCUAUACAGAAGAAAAGGCUAACAAAAUUAAAGCAGAUUAUGAGAAACGUUUAAGGGAGAUGAAUCGGGAUCUGCAGAAGUUGCAGGCUGCCCAGAAGGAGCAUGCGCGCCUCCUCAAGAACCAGUCUCGAUAUGAGCGAGAGCUGAAGAAGCUGCAUGCAGAAGUAGCAGAGAUGAAGAAAGCCAAGGUAGCAUUGAUGAAACAAAUGCGUGAAGAGCAACAAAGACGACGAUUGGUAGAGACCAAGAGGAACCGGGAGAUUGCCCAGUUGAAGAAAGAGCAACGUAGGCAGGAGUUUCAAAUACGAACGUUGGAAUCUCAGAAGCGACAGCAGGAGAUCGUCUUGCGCAGAAAAACCCAAGAGGUCUCUGCUCUGCGUCGUCUAGCCAAACCUAUGUCUGAUAGGGUUGCUGGGAGGAUGAACCAGAAACAAACCAUGGUGGAGCCAGGUGCUGAAGUCUCCCCCAGCGCCACCUCCUUAGAGCCAGAAUCUGGUUCUCGUUCUGUCUCUAGCAUUGUACGCCAAUGGAAUAGAAAAACCAAUGCUUUUCUGGGAGACUCUCCUUCUUCCACAAAUGGAACUCGGACCAUCAGGAAAAGAUUCCCAAAGAAAGGUACAAAUCAGACUUUUAAUAAGACAGCUCGCCUGAAGUGGCAGUCACUGGAACGUCGUGUCUUUGAUAUUGUCAUGCAAAGAAUGACUGUCAUCAAUCUGGAAUCAGAUAUGGAGCGUCUUAUCAAGAAACGUGAGGAAUUGUCACUGAUGCAGGAAGGACUUCUAGGGAAGAGGGGGAAACUGCAAACUGAGAACCCAGAAGAACAGAAGGGGUUGCAGGAGUUAAAUGAGGAGAUUGAAGUGUUGGCUGCCAAUCUUGACUACAUAAAUGACAGUAUUUCUGACUGCCAGGCCACCAUUAUGCAGAUUGAAGAGACCAAGGAAGAGUUGGAUUCUACAGACACCUCUGUGGUGAUCAGCUCCUGCUCCUUGGCUGAAGCUCGGCUUUUACUGGAUAAUUUUCUCAAGGCAUCCAUAGACAAGAGCCUGCAGGUAGCCCAGAAGGAAGCUCAGAUCCGCUUACUGGAAGGACGUCUGAGACAAGCAGAUGUGACUGGCUCCUCUCAGAACCAUCAUAUUCUGGAUGCCCUGCGAGAAAAAGCAGAAUCCCACCCUGAAUUACAGGCACUCAUUCACAAUGUGCAGCAAGAAAAUGGUUAUGCCAGCACUGAUGAGGAAGUCUCCGAAUUCAGUUUGGCUUCAGAGGGAAGCUUUUCCCAGUCUUUCUUCAUGAAAGGUUCUGCCAGUCAGGAUGACUUCAAGUGUCGGGGAGAGCCUAAGCUGUCUGGUCAGAUGAAAGCUGUAUCUGCAGAGUGCCUAGGGCCCACAUUGGACAUCUCCACUAAGAACAUCACCAAAUCAUUGGCAUCUCUCAUGGAGAUCAAAGAGGACAGUGUUGGAUUCUCUAUCCGUGAUCCUUAUUAUAUGGAGAAGGUCUCCCGCACUAUCAGCCUGCCUAUCCGAGGGAGCACAUUCCCUCGACAGUCCCGAGGCACAGACACAUCACCUCUCACAAGGAGGAAGUCAUACGACAGGGGUCAGCCUAUCAGGAACCCAGAUGUUGGAUUCACUCCUCCCUCAUCCCCUCCCAGCAGGCCGCGCAAUGACCGCAAUGUCUUCUCUCGCCUCACUAGCAACCAGAGCCAGGGCUCUGCGUUAGACAAGUCUGAUGACAGUGAUUCCUCUGUCUCGGAGGUGCUGAGGGGCAUCAUUAACCCUGUGGGAGGUUCCAGGAGUACCCGAACAGCACCACUGCAAUGCAUUUCUGUGGCUGAAGGACACACCAAACCAGUGUUAUGCCUGGAUGCUACUGAUGAAUUGUUAUUCUCUGGAUCCAAGGAUCGGAGUUGCAAAAUGUGGAACUUAGUGACAGGACAGGAAAUUGCAUCUUUGAAAGGUCAUCCAAAUAAUGUAGUCUCCAUAAAAUACUGCAGUCACUCUGGCCUGGUAUUCACAGUCUCUACCUCUUACAUCAAAGUGUGGGAUAUCCGUGAUUCUGCAAAGUGCAUCCGCACUCUCACCUCCUCAGGCCAGGUGAUCACUGGAGAUGCCUGCGCUGGGACCACUAACCGGACUAUCACCAGCGUGCAAGGCGAGCACCAGAUCAAUCAGAUUGCACUUAAUCCCACAGGCACCAUGCUUUAUGCAGCCACUGGCAAUUUUGUCCGCAUUUGGGAGCUGAACAGGUUUCAGCCUAUUGGAAAGCUGACAGGUCACAUUGGUCCUGUGAUGUGUCUCACAGUGAAUAGAACUGCAAGCAAUCAUGAUUUGGUAGUCACAGGAUCUAAGGAUCACUACAUUAAGAUGUUUGAGAUCGCUGAAGGUGUUGGUGGGAACAUUGGCCCUUCUCACAACUUUGAACCUCCACAUUAUGAUGGGAUUGAGUGCCUGGCUAUUCAGGGAGACAUACUCUUCAGUGGUUCCCGUGACAAUGGGAUCAAGAAAUGGGACUUGGAACAUCAAGAGCUCAUCCAGCAAAUCCCUGCACAUAAAGAUUGGGUUUGUGCUUUGGCCUUUGUGCCCAGCCGGCCCAUGCUGCUGAGUGCCUGCCGUGGUGGGACAGUGAAGGUCUGGAAUGUUGACAACUUCACACCUGUUGGGGACAUCAAGGGGCAUGAUAGUCCUAUCAAUGCCAUCUGCACAAAUUCAAAGCACAUUUUCACAGCUUCCAGUGACUGUCGAGUAAAGUUAUGGAAUUACGUGCCUGGGCUCACCCCCUGCCUUCCACGACGCGUCCUUGCCAUCAAGGGCCGUGCCACCAGUCUGCCUUGAUCUUCCUCCUUCUUCUCUACUCUCCUGCUUACUCUUUCUUGCUGUGUUCUCCCUCCCUGCCCCUCUUUGUCUUCCCUGUCCCUCUCUCUGGGAGCUGAUUUCACCUGCUUCUUGACGGUAUGCAAUGCUUACUUGCUUUUCUUUCCUUUAAAGGGACAGUAAGUGAAGGUGUUUUCUAAGGGAGAAAUCAUUCCCUACUCUACCUCCCAAAUGGGCAUCACAAACCCACCUUACAUUCUUCCCUGACUUUGCCAAUUUGGUUUCAUUGUCAAAUGGUCUGUGCUUUAUUUGGAAACCUGUUGUAUUGAAAUAAGUAUAAACUUGUUCCUAGUAAAAUCAGUUCAAGAUUAGCGUGUUGAGGGCCAAUGGGCUCCAGUGAGGUAUUCCCAGUUCACUACCUGGGUUUUGCAGUGUGAGGACCA